Messenger RNA from Pistacia vera, 2057 nucleotides. RefSeq names its product protein WEAK CHLOROPLAST MOVEMENT UNDER BLUE LIGHT 1-like. Bases 190 to 1896 code for a protein of 568 amino acids. The transcript is spliced from 3 exons. The record is from RefSeq and is a predicted model, not a curated record. Lineage: Eukaryota; Viridiplantae; Streptophyta; Magnoliopsida; Sapindales; Anacardiaceae.
UAACUUCAAAGUAAUUCGCAGAUCCAACAUUGUUCAUUCACUUUUAAAUAUCAAAUUCAGACAAAACAACCUCGUUUUCACCAACAUACAAUCAAGAAAACACAAUUAUGUUUUAUCCUAUGAUUCUUCUUUCUUCCACACUUUCUCUUCUUUUUCUCUCAAAUUUUCCAGGACUCCUCCAGAAAAAUUAUGGGUGAGAUUGAUACCAAAUCCAUUGAACCAGUUCAAGUUGCACUGUCUUUCUUCGGCGAGUCUGGUGAUCAGGGAAAACACAAGCCUCCCAUGAGUGAUUCGGAGAACGAAAAGGAGAAGAGUGUUGAAGGGCUAAUGAAGGAUUUAGCCAACUGCAAGCUGCAAUUGGAAGCCAAGGACUUUGCAUACAAGCAAGUCCUUCUCAAAUUAGAACACUACGAGAAAAUAUCUGAGGAACUUUCCACUCUGCUGAAGCAAUCUGAGAAUGAGAGGGGGAAGAACAUAGAACAAUUUACGGGAGCUAAAUAUUAUAUAGAUGAACUUGAAUCAAAAGUGAAGGAGAUGGCUGAUCAGCUUUCGGAAACUGCAAUGAUCCGCGAGCAAAUUUUACAUGUCUUGAAUGAGUUGAAGGCUGCACAGGAAGAGCUGAUUAGAAUGGAAACAGAACUUGCUUCUGCUAGAGAUUUGCAGUUCAAGGCAAUAACAGAAGCUGAACUGAUGGAAAGUGCUGCGAGUAUGGAAAAGGAGAAGGCGGAAGAGCUUUUAAGGCGUGUCGUGGAGCUCAAUGAAGCUCUUCUUAUGUCACAGCUCGCCGAGGAAGAGAAGUGCAAUUUUUUGUCUGAGAAAGAGGCUGAGAUAGAAUUAGCUAAUGUAAAUGCAGCUCAAGCACAAAUGCAGCUAGAAGGAUUGAAAAAGCAAUUGGAAAUUACGCAAGAAAUGGAGAGUGAACUAUUAGCCAAGUCCAUAUUUGUUGAUGUGCUGCAAUUGGAACUGAAGCAAUCAGCUGAGCUACUUAGUUCAUCAGAUAGGGCUACUUCUGAUGCCAUUGAAGUUUUGAAACAAUUAAAAGAAGAUAUGGAAGUAAAGGUAAGAGAGAACGCGGAUCAAGCACUUCACAUUGAAGCAUUGGAAAUGGAACUGAGUCUAUUGAAAUUAGAACUAAAGAAUUCAAAUGAAGAAAUAGGCUGUUUGAAAUCUAGUGUUGAAACGCUUACUGAUGAGUUGCAGAGGGCGAAAACAGAGAUGAAUGAAGUUAAGGCGAGAGAGAAUGAUGCACAAGUUGAGAUAGCAAUGCUCAAGUCUGAGCUUCAUAAAGGGAGGUCAAAAAUUGCAGCAGCAGAGGCAGCUGAAGCAAGAGCCGAAAACAUUAAAUCAGGACUAUAUCUUGCAGUUCAGGAACUGGCAGUCAAAGCAGAAAAGGCGAAGAAGCAAAAUCAAAAGCCAAAAGAAGGAGCAGAUGAGGCAGUAGAAGAAUCCGAAUCAGUUUUUGUUAAUACUCAAGCUGAAGAGGGAAGAAGUGAGAAUGAUGUCCAUAUAACUAUUUCGUAUGAAGAAUACGAGUUCUUAAAAAAAAACGCAAAGAUGGAAAAUCAAAUUCCCAUGUCAUUGGUGGAAAAUUCUUAUGAUUUUGAAGGCAAUGAUGAAGUGGAAAUGGUGAAGAAAGAGCUAGAAGUCGCAAUGAUGAAAAUUGGGGAGUUCCGAAAUCGACUAGAACAGGCUGUUACGAGGGCUGAGGCAGCUGAGAAAGCUAAACUAGCACUUGAGGAUCAGCUAAGGAAGUGGAGAGAGCAAAGGCAAAAGAGAAAAGCUGCAUUUGCUGCACUCAGGGAGGAUUCCACACCUCAAGUACAAAACUUUCCAACAUAUGAAAAGUUACCAGCAAUAUAUCAGCCCCUAGGUAAAGUUCUCAACAUGAAGUUCUAGCUUCACAAAUUCUGUACCAUUUUUUGAAUUGAUAGAUUUGUUUGAUGUGUUAUAUUGACCACCACCCCCUUUAAAUUUUUUGUAUCGAGAACUUAUAAGCCUAAUGGCGGGUCUAAUAUAUUCCACUGUUAAUUUUGCUUGUGACUCAAGUCUUUUUCUGG